AUGAGAAGCAGAGUUAUAGUGAACUCGUUGCUUUUGACCGUUGCCGACGGUUGGACGAAUGGAUCCCCUACAAGUCCAGAAAGCGUCCUUGUUUUUGCCAAACACUGGGCAAAAUGGAGGGCAACAGAGUACAAAGAAGAUCAAUCAGGCGGUGAACCAGAGUGCGCUAAGAUGUUGGCCGACAGGAAGAAGUGGCGAAGAAUCGUGAAGCGUAUCACAUCACGUGAUGUCCACGACUGCUCCGCCAAGAGUGUCACGAAGAAGAAAAAGAAUAUUUUAUUC
This is a messenger RNA of Brenthis ino (lesser marbled fritillary), 282 nucleotides long. Lineage: Eukaryota; Metazoa; Arthropoda; Insecta; Lepidoptera; Nymphalidae. The record is from the annotation of a GenBank genome assembly.